AUGGCCCGGCCUCCCCGCACCCUCCUCCUGCCUCCGGCCCCAGCACUGCGUUCCUGUGAAAGGUGUCGGCGCGCGAGCCUCGGUCCGGCCAAAUAUAGACACCAAGUCCGCCCAGCCUGGGACCCAGUUUGGCGGCUGGGGGAGGGGGCGCAGACCUUUGUCUCUCCAGAGACCCCGCCCGCUCCGCUGGCUGCGGUUGCCGGUGGUGGGGGUGUACCUGGUCCCGAGCCGGGCUGCGGGGUGCCCACGCUGCGACUCCUCCGCCAAACGGGCCGUGGUUCGCCGGGGGCCGAGGAAGGCGUCAGGGCGCCGGAACUGCCUCUCUGGGUGUCUGGGGCCCGGGUGUCAGGCUGCGCGCUCGGGCCGCUGCCUGAGGCUCUCCAGGGCCGCGGUCCGCUGCAGUCCCAGCUGCCGCUGCCAUCAACCGGAGUGGGCGGGGCCUUGGGCGGGGGCGGGGCCAGGGCCCAAACUGCCCCGCCCUCUUUAGCGGCGGGAAAGGGGAGCGCCUCCGACUUCCAGCCCAGGGUCUGUGGGCCUCGGAAAAACGUCGAAAUGAGAGGGUGCUGCAGAGCACACUUCCUGGCAGGUGGAGCCAGAGUGAUCAGCUGCAUGGACUGUACCAACCCAGAAGUUACUCAGCAGCAGCCUCUCCAACCUUAGCUUUUAUCAUGCUCCUCCUUCUUAUCAUGCGCUCCUCUACAGAAGACUUCUUGGAUUUCACUCCAGGUUCCUUUUUAAUCUAAUUUCAAAAAUUACCAUCUGGGGGAAAAAACUAUUUGCUUGGUAAAUUUACAAAGCCAACAUGCUUUUCUGUACUGAUAUGCUCUGGAAUACCAGAAGAAAUUGGUUCUAGAAGACUCCUUUUAAAGCAGAGUGGAAURUUCCUACUUCAGGAACUCCACAGGGUUACAGUGGAGAUGAAGGUCGAGGGCACUGUAAUGUCCUGGCUGCCCUUCAGCCCAUUUGAUGCCUCAGGUCUAGAAACCAUCACUGCAAAGGCCUGGGCCAGCACUUCCAAUUCCCAGCUUCAGUGCCACCCUCCCCAUCUGCUUCCUUCCCUCAAUCAAGCAAGCAUGACAGCAAAAUGAGAAGCAGGUGG
This is a messenger RNA of Urocitellus parryii (Arctic ground squirrel), 1099 nucleotides long. Lineage: Eukaryota; Metazoa; Chordata; Mammalia; Rodentia; Sciuridae. The record is from RefSeq and is a predicted model, not a curated record.